CAAGCUCUUUCUUUAAAUCUUGCAUUCAUCCCACCAUGGCUCAAUUCGCAAAACUCUCCAUCUUUGGAACUGUCUUCGAGGUCACAACUCGCUAUGUCGAUCUUCAACCUGUGGGCAUGGGCGCCUUCGGUCUUGUUUGGUAAUUUUCGAAUCUCGAAUCGUCUGGAUGUUCUUUGACAAGAAACAAAGGACAGUGCCACUGAGACAACCCAACCAUUUCUAACUUGUCAUGACCGGCGCGUUGGAUUUCUCACAUUCUCACUUUUUCUUAUCAUUGUAAUGAUCUUAAUAAUGUUAGCUCUGCUAAGGACGAGUUAACAGGCCAGCCUGUGGCUAUCAAGAAGAUCAUGAAGCCCUUCAGCACUCCGGUUUUGUCAAAGCGCACAUACAGAGAACUGAAGCUGUUGAAGCACCUCAAACACGAAAAUAUUAUUAGCUUGAGUGAUAUCUUUAUUUCGCCGCUGGAGGACAUCUACUUUGUUACGGAAUUGCUUGGAACAGAUUUGCAUCGUCUGCUGACCUCGCGUCCCCUUGACAAGCAGUUCAUUCAGUACUUUUUGUAUCAGAUCUUGCGCGGCCUCAAAUACCUUCACUCGGCUGGUGUUGUUCAUCGUGACUUGAAACCAAGCAAUAUUUUGGUCAAUGAGAACUGCGAUCUCAAGAUUUGUGACUUCGGAUUGGCACGUAUUCAAGAUCCUCAGAUGACAGGCUAUGUCUCCACUCGCUAUUAUCGUGCCCCUGAGAUUAUGCUUACUUGGCAGAAAUAUGAUGUUGCUGUUGAUAUUUGGAGCGUAGGAUGCAUUUUUGCUGAAAUGUUGGAGGGUAAACCUCUAUUCCCUGGAAAGGAUCAUGUCAAUCAGUUCUCAAUCAUUACUGAGCUCCUCGGCACGCCCCCAGAUGAUGUUAUCAAGACUAUUGGAAGCGAAAAUACCCUUCGAUUUGUCCAGUCGCUUCCCAAGAGAGAGAAGAUCCCAUUAACAACAAAGUUUCCAAACUCGGACCCACUCGCACUGGAUCUGCUCGAAAGGAUGUUGAUUUUUGACCCCAAGAAGCGUAUUACGGCGGGUGAUGCCCUUUAUCACAAAUACCUUGAGCCAUACCAUGAUCCUGAUGAUGAGCCCGUUGCUGCCGAGGUCUUUGACUGGUCUUUUAACGACGCGGACUUGCCUGUGGAUACAUGGAAGGUCAUGAUGUAUAGCGAGAUCUUAGAUUUCCACCAUGUGGACGAGAACCAACCAAACCUUGAGCAACAGCAACCUGCUGGCUAUUAAAAUAUGAGGCAUUGUUUUUUUUUUUUUUUUUGACGUU
Molecule: messenger RNA, 1308 nt
Organism: Lobosporangium transversale
Lineage: Eukaryota; Fungi; Mortierellomycota; Mortierellomycetes; Mortierellales; Mortierellaceae
Product: mitogen-activated protein kinase HOG1
Exons: 11
Coding region: 348-1271 (307 amino acids)
Biological process (GO): stress-activated MAPK cascade; protein phosphorylation; osmosensory signaling pathway
Cellular component (GO): cytoplasm; nucleus
Molecular function (GO): MAP kinase activity; ATP binding
Source: RefSeq, a predicted model, not a curated record